AUGACAUCCACAUUCAGCUUCGGCUUUGCGGGGGACGAUAUCGAUAUCGAUGAUACGGAGAUGAAUGAGAUUGACGAGACGAACAAUGACCAGAAUGCUGGUGCGGGAUCUACACUUCCGGAGCUGAUUCCAGCUAAGAAACAUGAUGUGGCUGAGUGGAUCCCAACUCUCCCCUCUCAAAUCUCAUUCAACAAACUCAGACUCCCCAUCAACACGGCCGCUGCAACCAAGCACCUCACCCUCGCUCGUCGGGACAUCUUCGAUAUCCGCGCCCAACUCAUGGCGGAAGAUACGCCCGACGAGAACAACGAGGAGCUGAUUGCCGGUCUGGAGAAAGGCGACAUUAAGCCCAAUUUCUAUGAAGGCGGGUUCAAGACCUGGGAAUGUGCAGUUGAUUUAGCCAAGGUGCUUGUUGAUGCUGAUGAGCUGGGUGUGUCGACGUCUGCUGGUGAUAGGCAUAUUAUUGAGCUCGGCGCCGGCACCGCCAUCCCAUCACUAUCUCUCUUCGCACAGCUCCUCUCGAACCCAGCAACCACAGCACAGGGAAAGAAAACUCACUUCACAUUCGCAGACUACAACUCUGCCGUCCUCCGCCUCGUUACUUUCCCUAACCUCCUCUUAACAUGGCUUCACUACACACAAUCUUCUUCCUCCCCCUCCGAAGGAGAGUCAGAAGAAGAUGAACUCCUCGACAUAACCCCCACCCUCAUCCAAUCCUUUCAAGAAGACCUCUCUGCCCGCGGCAUCACCAUCUCCUUUAUCUCCGGUGCCUGGUCACCUGCUUUCGUGGACUUAGUCUUCUCCCAGCAAGAAUCUCACUCCCAAACACUCGUCCUCGCCUCUGAGACCAUCUACUCGCCUGCUUCGCUGGGGGCGUUCUCCGAGACGUUAGUUGCGUUGUUGCGUCGUGCUGCUGCUACUCCGGGACAGCAGAGCGGGGCGCUGGUCGCGGCGAAGAAGGUCUAUUUUGGGGUUGGAGGGGGUGUGGAUGAGUUUUUGGCGGUUUUGGGUGGCGUUGCUGGUGCUCAGGGCGUCAAGGUGGACGUGCAGGAGAGGUUGGAUGUUAAGUCGGAGGGGGUGGGGAGGGUGGUGUUGGGGGUUAGAUGUGCUUGA
Molecule: messenger RNA, 1113 nt
Organism: Aspergillus niger
Lineage: Eukaryota; Fungi; Ascomycota; Eurotiomycetes; Eurotiales; Aspergillaceae
Exons: 3
Coding region: 1-1113 (370 amino acids)
Biological process (GO): peptidyl-histidine methylation, to form tele-methylhistidine
Molecular function (GO): protein-L-histidine N-tele-methyltransferase activity
Source: RefSeq, a predicted model, not a curated record